AUGCCUCGUCCAGGGAAAAACUCUUACAGCGACCAGAAGCCUCCUUACUCCUACAUAUCACUCACAGCGAUGGCUAUUCAGAACUCGGCUGAAAAGAUGCUGCCUCUGAGUGACAUUUAUAAGUUCAUCAUGGAUCGCUUUCCAUAUUAUCGAGAGAAUACCCAGAGAUGGCAGAAUUCCCUGCGACACAACCUCUCAUUUAACGACUGCUUCAUCAAGAUACCCCGUCGGCCUGAUCAGCCGGGGAAAGGCAGCUUCUGGGCUCUUCAUCCGGACUGCGGUGACAUGUUUGAGAACGGCAGCUUCCUGAGGAGACGGAAGCGCUUCAAGGUGCUGCGUGCCGAGCAUAUGACCUGCAAGAGUUCCCCCAUGAUGCACUAUUUCCACCAUCACCACCAUCACCCUGGCAGCAAAUUGGGCACUGCAUCCAGCCACCACGACCACUCAGCCGCCCCUCCAAACGUGGGUCGCCUUCCUCACUUUCAGGGUUACGGGGGCAUCACUUGCGCACAGCCCGGUGGGUUUAAACACCCAUUUGCCAUAGAGAACAUUAUAGGAAGGGACUACAAGGGUGUGAUGGCCAGUGGGCUUCCCCUUACCUCGGUUAUGCACCAUCUGGGUUACCCGGUGCCCCCUCAGCUCAGCAGCAUGGUCAAUUCUAUGUGGCCGCACGUCGGCAUGCUCUCAGAGUCUAUGGGUGGCGUAUCCGUGCCAGCAUCAUCCGAGUACGCACCAUUCAGCGUGUCAGCCAAGGGCCUGUACCACAACGCCAACGGGCAAACCCUGCCAGCCGUUCCAGUGCCAAUAAAACCCACCCCGUCCCUGGGCCCCGUGCCGGGUUUGACGGGUCUGCAGUCCGGCCCGGCCCAGAUCUGCUCGCCGUCCUCACUGAUGGAGAAAAGUGAUCUGCUAGAGGGAAAAGGGAACCCUCUACACCCGGCCCUCCUGCUGUCCUAA
Messenger RNA from Pundamilia nyererei, 957 nucleotides. RefSeq names its product forkhead box B2 (gene foxb2). The transcript has a single exon. The record is from RefSeq and is a predicted model, not a curated record. NCBI's taxonomy places the organism in Eukaryota, Metazoa, Chordata, Actinopteri, Cichliformes, Cichlidae. Gene Ontology annotation, molecular function: DNA-binding transcription factor activity, RNA polymerase II-specific; RNA polymerase II cis-regulatory region sequence-specific DNA binding. Gene Ontology annotation, biological process: cell differentiation; regulation of transcription by RNA polymerase II; anatomical structure morphogenesis. Bases 1 to 957 code for a protein of 318 amino acids.